CCCAAUUCCGUUCCCUCUUAAAAAAAAACGCUCGUCGGCGCUCUCAGUUCGUUGCCGAAACACACGAGCUCCACAAAUCCAACGAAGGAACAAUCUUGUCUUCAUUCAGUGCUGAACCACUUGAUCAUGCCAACCGUAGAAGCACCCACCGGUAGUCCCCGAGUUGGUGCUCUGACAAAACUUCCAGAAGAUGUCCUUGCAGUGGGCCUCCGCAACGACAAGAAGCGCUUCUUUGUUCCCAGCGGAGACAACUCUUUUGCUGGCAUUGCUUACCAGAACGUGAUGAUUGACAGCGGAUGUAACUCGCUCCUCCUCCCCUUCCCUCAAGACGGCAUUUCUGCCUUGACUGCCUUUCAGACAAACGAAUUCUUUUGGGAAAUUUCUUGGUCGGCUGGUGUUGGCGUCAUCAACCCUCCCUCAUUGCUGAUUUAUUGCCAAGAAACGAACGAAGAUGUUGGAAAUUUGGUUCUUGCCGACCGUCAGGUUGUCCCUCUCAAGAUGCUACGAUUCCACCUGGGUAGUGCUUCGGCUCGAACGCUCCUUGACUCUGGCAUUUUGGUAGCAGCAGAAGCAACCAAGCUUGAACAGUUCUUGGCAGAUUUGGAUCCACGAGUCUCCGACGAGCGCAAUUGCGUUCUCUUGGGCCAAGCCGUCUUCUCCCAAGUGUUCUCGCUGCAAGCCGGAAAACUGCUCCUUAUCGCAAAGAGGGGGUACUUUCCAGUGAAAGAAGACUUUCGAGCUGCUUGGAGCGUGAUCCGAAGCUUUGAAGGCCAGGGCUUGAUGCCCAACAACUUCCACGACCUUGACGAUGAGGAUCAUAACGGUGACAUUAUCUCCGCUUGGUCAGACGAGUUCGAAGGCGAAAAUUGGGAGCAAGGAUACUACAAGGACUAGGAGAUCCAACGUCGAAGGUUGCUAUCAAAGCAAGUGUGCGCUACCCCUUGCUACCGCCCCAUCCAUUCGCAACUUUCAUUUUCGCAUCCUGUUUCAACCUGAAAGAUCAUGUCUUCUUCUGUGUAGAAAGAACCGUCACAAUCUCUAUCCAUGGUCAUCUCCUACCUCUCCAUUUCCCAGUCCCUGUGCUACUAGCUGCUGUCUAGGCAGAUUGUACCUAAAUAAGAUUGAGGUCGUUUCCUAUUUGUCACGCAACUUCUUCUUUAUAGAUUCUUUCUCAACCGAAAUACCGGUGCUCAU
Seminavis robusta is the source of this 1194-nucleotide messenger RNA. NCBI's taxonomy places the organism in Eukaryota, Bacillariophyta, Bacillariophyceae, Naviculales, Naviculaceae. The record is from the annotation of a GenBank genome assembly.